This is a messenger RNA of Phycodurus eques (leafy seadragon), 7830 nucleotides long. RefSeq names its product DNA (cytosine-5-)-methyltransferase 3 alpha b (gene dnmt3ab). Gene Ontology annotation, cellular component: nucleus; cytoplasm. Lineage: Eukaryota; Metazoa; Chordata; Actinopteri; Syngnathiformes; Syngnathidae. Gene Ontology annotation, biological process: negative regulation of DNA-templated transcription. The transcript has 21 exons. The record is from RefSeq and is a predicted model, not a curated record. The coding region runs from base 1438 to 4332 and encodes 964 amino acids. Gene Ontology annotation, molecular function: methyltransferase activity.
CGACGGCGACGGCGGAGCCCGUGACGGACGAGGCUAACAACAUUAGCAUCCACGGCAAGCCGGCGCGGAAACGCAAACAUGUGACAGGAGGGGCCAAGCAGAGUUGAGCGGGUCAGUCCGGCGUUGUGUUGCGUCAUCACGCCGGCCCGCCGCCGCCGCUGUGCCCGCUUGACGGCUCUCGCGCUGCACGCGCGCUUCGCCUUCCCCGCCUCCAACGUUUCCCGGCCUCCAAAGCGCUUUGAAGAUAAAAACGUCCUUCGGCGCUUCGGAUCUCACAAGACGCGACCCACUAAUGAGAUAUAUCUUUUUUUUUCCUUUCUAUUUUUACACAUUGUCGCCUCUUGUGCGCAGUCGCCCAAACUUGUGCUCAUUUAUCUAAAUCGUUCAAAUGUCACACAUUCCGACUCACUUCCGCUUGUGUGUUGUGUUGUGCUUUUGUGUGUGUGUGUCAUUUCCCGACUUUGGAGAUAAAAGUCCGCAACGUCGGGCAGUUGCAACGUCUCUGCGUGCGUUCAAUGACAUAUUUGAAGCGGGCGUGUCGUUUGUGUUGCCGAACAGCCGACAUUCUUCGCAUGUUUGCGUGCUGUCGCAAUAAAUAAGAACAUCACCCGGCGCGGGAAGCAAAAGCUAUUAUUUUUAAUCAAUAUUUUAAAAAAUAAUUAAUAUUGGCUAAUAUAUAUAUAUUUUUUAAAUUAACUUCGAAUUCAAUCCCAUGAAUAUUUGUAAUAUUACAACCACAUAACCUUUUUAAUUUGUACCUUUUCUUUUAAUAGUACCAAAUGUUAAUGUUGAAUUUAUCAUGACUUUAUUACUUUUUUUGUUUUUGUAUUUCGCAAUAAGAGACGUUAACAAUGAUUUUCAGUAGUGCAACAUUUUAAUUGUAAAAUCAAAUAAAAGAAUUGGCAGACAAUCAGCAGACAAUUUGAAUUCAAAUCUUAUGCGUAUAACAUAUUGAGAGAAAACAAAAAGAUGAAAAUAUUCUACCAAAAAUGCAUACAAAUAAAGCGUAACAACUGUAAUAAAAAUAAAAAAAGAGAAAAAGCUCAGGACAACAAACAAAUGAACCGCUAUGUUGCAUAUCACAAAUAUAGCAAUAUUCAGUAAUAGUUUUAAUAAUGUUUUUUUAUUUCAUUCUUAAAGGUGCUUCAUUAAUAUUUUUACAAGAAUAAUUUUAUUGGUGCAAUGUUUUCAUUUGUCAGUUUUAAUAUAUUUUUAACGGCAUCGGUUGAUUGUAUACCACCACCUACAAAAUAUUGCAACAUAAUGUAAAAAACGACAUUACAUUUUAGUAGUGCAAAAGCAAUAUUUUAUGUCAUUUAAUAUUGAAAACAAAAAGAAUUGUAAUUUUUGAUAUUGUACUUUGCCCCUAAAAAUGUCAUCUUUAAAAUAAUUACAGUGAAUGUUCAUUUAUCAAUGUCAUUGACGUAAUUAAAAAAAAUGUAUGGUAAAAAUUUGCCAUUUGGGAGUAAGGCUGUAUCAUUAGAAAAAUGUGGAAAAAGUGAAGGCUCUGUGAAUAUUUUCAGAACGCACCGCAAACUUCAUGGACUGCAUGUCACUAAAGUAAAAACUUGGAACUUGCGAGUUAACGUCAACGCACUUUUCCAGACGGAAAGCGGCGGCCCCUUCCGAGACGGCGUCCGCAGCCGCCCCGCCGGCGCCCCGCCGGCCCUCCGCAACGGCGACGCGGGCAGGACGCCCCACGCCCGCUUCCCCAAGCCGCAGAGGAGGGAAGCGGAGAACGGGAUCGUCGGGGAGCGUUCGUCCUCUUCCUCUUCCUCCUUCUCCUCCUCUUCCUCCUCGCGCCGGCCGGAAGACGGCGUCCGGGGUCCGAGUCCCGGCGAGACGGACGACCGGACCGCGCCGCACAAGAAGCGAGGGAGGCGGAAACUGGAGCGGCCCACCAAAUAUGUGGAGCACGCGGAGGAAGACGACAGCGAAGCGGUCAAGAACGAGGGCGAUCGCGCGAGGCUGCGAGGGGGACUUGGCGGGGAGAUCGGCCUUCGUCAGAGACCGGUGCCCAGAAUAACCUUCCAGGCCGGAGACCCUUAUUACAUUAGCAAGCGGACCCGAGAAGAGUGGUUGGCCAAGUGGAAGAUGGAGGCGGAGAAAAAGGCCAAACUGAUGUCAGCCAUGAACGCCAUAACGGAUCCGGACCCAGGCAAGGAAACCGAGAAACCGGAAGACGAGAUUUUGUGCAGUCGGCGUCUGCCAGCUUCUAAAGGGCCUCCGCCGCAGCAACGCCAGCCUCCGUGUCCACCUCGGCGUCCGCCGCCAUCGCCGUCUCCGUCUUUGCCGCAACAGCAGCAGCAGCAGCAGCAGCCCACCGACCCGGCCUCGCCUACUGUGGCCACCACCCCGGAGCCCGUCGCCAUCGCAGGCGGAGACAAGACCUCCCCCGAGGCUGCAGACACAGAACCCGAGUAUGAGGACGGUCGCGGUUUUGGCAUCGGCGACCUGGUCUGGGGGAAGCUGCGAGGCUUCUCGUGGUGGCCGGGCCGCAUCGUGUCCUGGUGGAUGACGGGACGGAGCAGAGCCGCCGAGGGGACCAGAUGGGUCAUGUGGUUCGGGGACGGCAAAUUCUCAGUGGUUUGUGUUGAGAAACUCUUGCCCAUAAGUUGCUUCAACAAUGCCUUUCACCAACCAACCUACAAUAAGCAGCCUAUGUACAAAAAAGCAAUCUACGAGGUACUACAGGUUGCCAGCAGCCGGGCAGGCAAAACCUUUGCGCUCCGUCCAGACAGCGACCGCACUGAAACCUCCAAAUCUGUGGAACUCCUCACCAAGGAGAUCAUCCAGUGGGCUAUGGGCGGCUUUCAGCCUGCUGGACCCAAAGGCCUCGAGCCACCGGAGGAGGAGCGCAACCCAUACAAGGAGGUCUACCCGGAGAUGUGGGUGGAGCCCGAAGCCGCCGCCUACACGCCGCCGCCACCACCCGCGAAGAAGCCACGAAAGAGCAACCAAGAGAAACCCAGGGUCAAGGACAUCAUCGACGAAGGAACGCGAGAGCAACUCAUCUACGAAGUGAGACAAAAGUGCCGAAGCAUCGAGGACAUCUGCAUCUCCUGCGGAAGUCUCAACGUUAGUCUGGAGCAUCCGCUGUUUGCAGGAGGAAUGUGCCAGGGCUGCAAGAACUGCUUCCUGGAGUGCGCCUAUCAGUACGACGACGACGGCUACCAGUCGUACUGCACCAUCUGCUGCGGCGGACGGGAGGUGCUCAUGUGCGGGAACAACAACUGCUGCCGGUGCUUUUGCGUGGCGUGCGUAGACCUCCUGGUGGGCCAGGGUGCCGCCCACGCCGCCAUCAAGGAGGACCCGUGGAACUGCUUCAUGUGCGGCGGCCCGAAGGGGGCCUACGGCCUCCUGGAACGUCGCCCCAACUGGACCUGCCGCCUGCAGCGUUUCUUCGCUAACAACCACGAUCAGGAUUUCCAACCGGCAAAACUUUACCCGCCGAUCGGGGCGGAGAAGAGGAAGCCGAUCCGAGUCCUGUCGCUAUUUGACGGCAUCGCAACGGGGCUGCUGGUCUUGCGCGAGCUGGGCAUCCAGGUGGAGCGCUACGUGGCCUCGGAGGUGUCCGAGGACUCCAUCACGGUGGGGCUCGUCCGCCAUCAGGGCCGCAUCAUGUACGUGGGCGACGUCAGGAGCGUCACGCGCAAACACCUCCAAGAGUGGGGUCCUUUUGAUCUGGUCAUAGGUGGCAGUCCGUGCAACGACCUCUCCAUUGUCAACCCUGCAAGGAAAGGCCUUUACGAGGGCACGGGCCGCCUGUUCUUCGAGUUCUACAGGCUGCUGCACGAGGCUCGGCCCAAGACGGGGGAAGAGCGACCUUUCUUCUGGCUCUUUGAGAACGUGGUGGCCAUGGGCGUCAGCGAUAAGAGGGACAUAUCUCGCUUUCUGGAGUGCAACCCGGUGAUGAUCGACGCCAAGGAAGUGUCGGCCGCCCACCGCGCCCGCUACUUCUGGGGUAACCUUCCUGGCAUGAACAGGUCGGUGGGUGAAUGGCCUCUGACGGCCAUGUGCAAUGAUAAGUUGGACCUGCAGGACUGCCUAGAACACGGCAGAACCGCCAAGUUUGACAAGGUGAGGACCAUCACCACCAGGUCGAACUCCAUCAAGCAGGGCAAGGACCAGCACUUCCCCGUCUUCAUGAACGAGAAGGAGGACAUCUUGUGGUGCACCGAGAUGGAGAGGAUUUUUGGCUUCCCGGUCCACUACACGGACGUGUCCAACAUGAGCCGACUGGCCCGGCAGCGUCUCCUCGGACGAUCGUGGAGCGUUCCCGUCAUCCGCCACCUGUUUGCACCACUCAAAGAUUACUUCGCCUGCGUUUGAGCGCCCCCCUUUGACCGCCCUUUUUGUGGCGUCAGAGCCUUGAGCCUUCAGAGUUACCCGCUCAGAAAACGCGUAGGUGCAGACUUCACACGCUCUAUUUGUUAUUCUUAUUUAAUUUGUUUUUCAACAGUGUUAUUGUCACCUCGAUUUGUUUUUGUGCGAGCUAUACUUGAGACUAUGCUUUCGGAGAAGAGCUAAACGUGGGUGGGGCGAGCGUACUGUACGUUUUUUUGCCGUGCUUCCGGUGUAAAGGGAGCUCUGAGAAUCCCCCCCCUCCCUCCCCCCCAAAAAAAACAAAAAAAACACCAAGAUCACAUAUACCUCUUUGUUUACAGCUUCUGAAGGUAAUAAAAUAAAAAGGUACUACUACUGUAAUAUGGCUACAAUGCCAUGGUGCUCUGCAAUGAAGGGAAAUGUCGUCCACUGAGCUCUUCGCUUGGGGAAAAAAAACAAAAAACGGAGACAAAAAGGCAAGCGUUCAAAGCGUUGGUGCUUUUUUUUUGCAGCUUUUCUACAAGUUCUUACUGGUGCUCCCUUCUUCACAACGCGCCUUCCUGGAGUGCACAACCUAAGCUAAAUGACGACGUUUCCCAUCAUUGGAAAUAAAAAACGUCGAGUUCCAUUCUGACCGACGACAUUUACUGUACAUUCAGCGUGAGGCUCAAAAAAGAAUUUAAAGAAAAAUGAAAAACAAAACCUCAACAACAUGGUGCGGCUUCACAAAAAGUCCUUCUACCUUUUUAUAGCAAUUUUUUGUGUGCUGUUGUAUCAACGUUAUAAAAGCACUUUUAUACAGUACUUUUAUUUCCUUUUUGUAUUUGAUUUUUUGAAUCUAGAUUGAUGUGAUUUGUUUGACGAUGAUGUGAACUACCCUGGCGCAAUACUUUUUUUGUACACAGUAGGGCUGUGCCAAUAGUAUGGGGGGGGGGGGGGGGGGGGGGGGGGGGGGGGGGGAGUGCAUUAUUAUUAUUUUUUUUCCUUUUUCCUGGAAGUUUUUAAUUGUAGAACUCAUUGUCUAGUCAGCCCCGCCUCCUGCUUUUGGUUCUGUCGUAAAGUGGCAAUUAAUAUACGUCGAGUGUCAUACCGCCCAGGUUUUGUUAAGAUUGUAACGCGUUUGUAUAAAACAGCCUUUCUCAACAACGACCCCCCCCCCCCCACCCAAAAAAAUAAAAUCGAAACAAAGAUGACUGCCAGUAAUGUCAUGUUCACCUCAAAAAUCGAAUUUGAUAGAUAUUCAAUAUUUUUUGAGAGAGGAGGAAUAACAAUGUAAAUGUGUAACUAAUAUUAUAUCAGAUGCACCCCCUGGUCGUACCUCUGUUUGGGAAUCCCUGGCAGAAAAUAUUUUUAAAUGCUUGCGCGUAACAUUAAAGUGGACUAACUAAAUUAUCCGGAGUUCAACGUUGGCGCGCCCCCCCACCCCCGGAAACCAAAACGGAAAUCAGAACAAAGGCCGAUUUGCACGUAGCGAUGAGGAUUUUGUGUUUAUAUGGUGAAAAAAAAAAAGAAGAAGAAUCACACUCGGGGGGGACAAUGUAAAUGUGUAAUUAUUAUAUCAGCCGCAUCACCGGGAGGGCGCUCGCGCACCUUCUGUCUUGGGAAUCCUCGGCAGAAAAUGUUUUGCAAUCGUGGCGUUUCACAUUAAGGUGGAGAAAAUGAGCUGACUCAAUAAUCUCUACUGUAAAUCGCGAGCGUCGGUCUGCCUCAAUCCCUUAAAACGAUACAAAAAAAUCUAAACAAAGCCGGUUUUGCACAUAGCGAUGCGGAGUCCACAAUUAUUUACACUUGCGCAGGAAAAAUAUAUUUCUCAGACAAAAAUAAUCAAAACCGGCAAUUCUGCACAUAGCUACGUGGAUUUUACCUUCAUUUGGCGACUAUGUAAAUUUGUCAUUAUUUUACAGGACUUUCACGCCCGCCCCCCCCCCCCCCCCCCUCCCGCCCUGCGGGAAAUUAACAUAAUUAGCUGCGCUGUGCUACCUCCAUGGACGGAAUUAACCGAGUGAAUUCUCUUGAUUGUAACCGCGCAAAGCUUAGCGAAACACGGAGGAUUUACGUGUUGGUUUGUCAAUACGAAAAACUGACAAAAGUAUUAGGAGAAAAAAAACGUUUUGCGUCUCUAUUUAAAAUAGUUGAACUCAGUCUCUUAAUGUAAUUAAGUUCUUAAGUGACCUUAUCGCCAUCCGUUUCCUCCCUUCCCGCGAUCCUUCUGUCGUCUUGUCUUUGUACAUUUUUGUACAGAAACGUCGCCAUUUUGUUUUUUUGUCCCCGCUUUUUAAUGGAAAUGUACAAAUGUAAUUCUUGGCUAAUAUAUAAUCAAAUGAGUGUUUUUGUUUUGUUUAAAAAAACAAAAAAAUUAAAAAAAAUCAUGUGACACAUUUUGAUUGCGCUCUAGAUGUGGUUUAGUCCAGUGUUUGCCCACUUUUAUUGAGCCAGAGCAGAUAUUUUACAUUAGAAAAAUGUCACAAAAAGUAUAUGUACUGAAAGAAAUGAUCUGGUCAUAAUUUCCUUAGUAUGAAAUGUGGGCCUGUUUAGUCAAACACAAAGCUAUUAUUCUGUCGUAUGAAUGGCAACAGGUUCAUUGAACCUUCUGCCAUCUAGUGGAAGAGCAUUUAAACAUUCUGCCUGUCAAUAUAUGUCGCUGGCAGAGAAAGAUCAACAAUGAUUUGUCAUAAUUAAAUAGUCAUUUUCAGAGCAAUUAUGUGAAAUUGGAUCAUUUGAGUUAGUUGGAGAUGACUGGUUUUAGUCUCAAGCGCCGGUGGGGACUUUCCUUUUUCCACGUUUAGCGACGUCACUGCACAGCCCGACAAACGCGCCGUGUUUGUAAGACUUUUAACAGAGGAAAUGUCGGGAGUUUCAAAUGGCGCUACACCUUUUCCGGCAUCUACAAAUCAGUUGUUGUUGUUUUUUUAUUUUAUUUUUUAUUUUUUUUUAAGUUCCUCGUAACGAUCAAACUAUUAUUUGAUAUAACUAUAUUAACUAAAGGCAUUCUAACUUUGUACUUGACGGGAUGAAAACAAAAAAACAAACAAAAAAAAAGGGUUUUCUUACGUUGUUUUAGACUUUAGAGGAUUGCUGUAGUCGGUGCUUAUCUGUGGGACGAUUGUGAGGAAGAAAAAAAAACCAAACCUGUAGCGUGAUGUAUCAGUACGCUUGUUUUUUUCUUUCCCCGACCUUCCACGCGGUGAAGUUCUCCAUGUCUAUUUUUGAACUGUUUGAUUCACAUCACUGGUCAAGGCGAGUCGCCGGAACAUUCUGCGCGACUUCCUUUCUAUACCGUCGUCACUGUUGUUUCUAGCCGAUGUAUUUUCUUUUUUUUUUUUCCCUCUUUGGAGUUCAGUUCUGACAGCAAAUGUAGCACUCAACCCUUCACACACACACACACACACACACACACACACACGUACACAUUCAGUACAAGUUAUGUUUAGUGUCCAGAGAGAAGAUAAAUACAUCGUAUGUAAUUGUGCUGGAGAACACUUGAAUAAAUGUAUUGGGGUUUUU